UUCCUGUUACUUUCCAGCGGGGAGGACAGUUCCGGGGAGGGCCCUGCCCACGCCCGGUGCAUAAAGGCCCAGCCCAAGCGGCCGCCACCACCCGCAGCCAGCCCAGACGCCGUCCGUUCCGCGCCACCAUGAGAGGCGCCCACCGCCGCCUCCUGCUCCUGAUGUGCAUCCCACUGAGCCUGUCAGGAGCCCAAACCCAGAAGACUGUAGUCUGUCCCCGCUGGCGGUGCCCUAAGAACUCAGUUUGUGUGGAUAAGAGCAACUGUCAGUGCAUGCCAGGCUUCACCUCAAGUGGCACAAAUGGUCACGGGCUCAUCACGAGUCUCCUACAGACCUGUGAAGACGUCAACGAGUGUUUGCUACCUGGUAUGUCAACAAUCUGUGGCUCCUUCGCCACGUGUCAGAACUCAGAGGGUAGCUACCACUGCACAUGCAACCUGGGAUAUAAGCUCCGUUCUGGGGAGACAUCUUUUGCUAACAAGAGUGAGAACACCUGUGAAGUGUCUGUCCUCUUCCCAGCAUCAGUGGACACUGGGGUGACACCCGCGCCCUCCGGGAGCCACACAGUUACUGCUGCGCCUGGAAGUCUCCCUAAGCAGCCAGCAACAGUACACCCACGGACCCAGCCUGGAGACCCAAGAGAAAAGACACCCAAGGAUGUAAAUGAAUGCGCUUCCGGGCAAAACCGUUGCCACCCAUCUACCCAUUGCAUCAACAAGUUGGGCAACUAUUCUUGCAACUGUCGUCACGGCUGGAAACCUGUUCUUGGAUCCCCCAAUGGCCCAAUCAACACAGUGUGUGAAGAUAUCGAUGAGUGCAGCACCGGGCAGCAUCAGUGCCACAACUCCACCGUCUGCAAUAACACCCAAGGCUCCUACAAGUGCCGCUGCCGCCCAGGUUGGAAGCCAAUCUCUAGGUUGCCCAGUGACCCAAAGAGCAUCAGGUGCCAAGAACCAUUCCCUGCCUGGACACUGCUGCCCACAGCCCAGAGCCGGAGUCUCUCUCACUUCUCUGUUGAAGUCCAGAAUCUGCUCAGGGACUUCGAUCCAGCCACAGCCAACUAUACCAUCCAGAAACUCAUUGAGGCCAUGGACAAGCUGCUGGAAGCCCCCACGGAUAUAGAUACUCUAAACGCCACUGACCGCCACCUAGUGGCCACCCUGUUGCUCAAGUAUAUGGAACAAAGCCUUCGAAUGUUGGCCCAGUUCUUACCCAAAGGUCCCUUCUCCUACACGUCCCCUUCAAACACUGAACUGUCCCUGAUGAUCAAGGAACAAGACAACAAAGAUAUCACCACAGUGUACCAAAGCCAAGCUUGGAUGAAACUGGACUGGGCUUUGACAGCUGGAGCUGAACGCUCAGAAAAUGGCUACUCCUUGGCAGGCAUCCUGUCCAGUCCAAACAUGCAGAAGCUGCUGGCCAAUGCCUCCAUGGACCUGACCCAGAGUCAGGAUCUACUAGAGGAGCGCUACGAAAGCCCAGUUCUGAAUGUGUCACUCACGCUCCUCUCAAACGUCAGCUCCAUUUUCCUGACCAACACGGACACUGGGAAGCUCACCUCGAACGUCACUUUCAAAUUCUCCUAUUCUUCUGUGGAGUCAAAGCGGCCCCGUGAACAGCUGAUAUGUGCCUUUUGGGACACUGGUGACAAUGGGAGUGGGCGCUGGGCCACUGAUGGCUGCUCAAUGAAUGACACUGGUUUCUGCCAGUGCAACCAUCUGAGCAGCUUCGCCAUCCUAAUGGCCCAGUACCACGUGCAGGACCCGAGAUUGGAGUUGAUCACCAAGGUGGGGCUGUCCCUCUCCCUCAUCUGCCUGCUGCUGUGUAUCCUGACCUUCCUGCUGGUGAAGCCCAUCCAGAGCUCCCGGACCAUGGUGCACCUGCACCUGUGCAUCUGCCUUUUCCUGGGCUCUCUCAUAUUCCUGGUUGGCGUCGAGAAUGAAGGGGGUGAGGUGAGCCCGCGCUGCCGCCUGGUGGCAAUGCUGCUGCACUACCUCUUCCUGGCGGCCUUCUGCUGGAUGGCCCUGGAAGGCGUGGAGCUCUACUUCCUCGUGGUGCGUGUGUUCCAGGGCCAAGGCCUGAGCAUACAGUGGCGCUGCCUGAUAGGCUAUGGGGUGCCCCUCCUCAUCGUGGCCAUCUCAGCGGCUGCCAAAUUGGAUGGCUAUGGACAGCAAACAUACUGCUGGUUAAACUAUAAGGACGGCUUUCUCUGGAGCUUUGUGGGACCCCUGGCCUUCAUCAUUUUUUGUAACUCCGCCAUUUUCCUCAUCACUGUCUGGAAGCUCACAGCAAAGUUUUCUGAAAUCAACCCAAACAUGAAGAAAUUAAGGAAGGCAAGGGUGCUGACCAUCACAGCCAUUGCCCAACUCGUCGUGCUGGGUAGUACCUGGGUCUUCGGCCUGUUCCUCUUCGACCCCCACAGCAGAUGGCUGUCCUACAUCUUCACCCUGCUCAACUGCCUACAAGGCCUCUUCCUCUUCCUGAUGCUUUGCCUGCUCAACAAGAAGGUGAGGGAAGAGUACCGAAAGUGGGCCUGCAUGCUUGCCGGCAACAAGUACUCGGAGUUCAGCUCUUCCACAGCAGGCACGGGCACCAGCCAGAGCCAAACACGGUCUCUCAGGGCCUCAGAAUCAGGGAUGUGAAGGCAAGUUCCAGCCGGGUCACCAGCACAUGCUCGAAGCUGUCACUCUCCUGCCUUCUGCUGCUGCCAUCUUCCCAGCUUUGGCCCCAUUUCUGAUAAAGAAGGGAUGUACACUGGGCAGCGAGUGGGGACGGGGCCACGGGUCCUGCUUCUGGUUGCUUCUUUGCCCCAUCACAGCUACCGCCUACCACAGAAACAGAAUCCAGCCAGCACAGACCUGCAGCCCACUGCCGUGGUACAUGAAGCAGGCAGUCCUGGGGAUAGAGUGCAGGUCCCUUGGCCUGG
Messenger RNA from Chionomys nivalis (European snow vole), 2926 nucleotides. It is a transcript of the gene Adgre5, whose product is annotated as adhesion G protein-coupled receptor E5. Lineage: Eukaryota; Metazoa; Chordata; Mammalia; Rodentia; Cricetidae. Gene Ontology annotation, biological process: cell surface receptor signaling pathway; adenylate cyclase-activating G protein-coupled receptor signaling pathway. The transcript is spliced from 19 exons. Gene Ontology annotation, cellular component: membrane. The coding region runs from base 129 to 2642 and encodes 837 amino acids. Gene Ontology annotation, molecular function: calcium ion binding; G protein-coupled receptor activity. The record is from RefSeq and is a predicted model, not a curated record.